This is a messenger RNA of Panthera uncia (snow leopard), 2882 nucleotides long. It is a transcript of the gene L1CAM, whose product is annotated as L1 cell adhesion molecule. The coding region runs from base 168 to 2882 and encodes 904 amino acids. The transcript has 19 exons. The record is from RefSeq and is a predicted model, not a curated record. NCBI's taxonomy places the organism in Eukaryota, Metazoa, Chordata, Mammalia, Carnivora, Felidae. Gene Ontology annotation, biological process: cell-cell adhesion. Gene Ontology annotation, molecular function: protein binding.
GCCCAGCCGGGUUGUUUCCAGCUCGUUCUUCCUUGCCCCCCACCUCCGCGGCCUUGGGGCCUCUGAGGGUUUCAGACCGUGCCUUGCCUCCCAGUGGGACGGGGGUCGAGGCCGUGAAGCCAGCCAGACCCCAUCCUCACCACCUCUUCCCUAUCCUGUCCCCAGUGAUGGAACCACCUGUCAUCACCGAACAGUCUCCACGGCGCCUGGUUGUCUUCCCCACAGACGACAUCAGCCUCAAGUGCGAGGCCAGCGGCAGACCUGAAGUGCAGUUCCGCUGGACUCGGGACGGCGUCCACUUCAAACCCAAGGAGGAAGCGGGUGUGACCGUGCACCAGGCGCCCCAUUCCGGCUCCUUCACCAUCGCGGGCAACAACAGCAACUUCGCCCAGAGGUUCCAGGGCACCUACCGCUGCUUUGCCAGCAAUAAGCUGGGCACCGCCAUGUCUCACGAGAUCCAGCUCAUGGCUGAGGGUGCCCCCAAGUGGCCGAAGGAGACGGUGAAACCUGUGGAGGUGGAGGAAGGGGAAUCGGUGAUAUUGCCAUGCCACCCGCCGCCCAGCGCAGAGCCGCUCCGGAUCUACUGGAUGAAUAGCAAGAUCUUGCACAUCAAACAGGAUGAGCGGGUGACGAUGGGCCAGAACGGCAAUCUCUACUUUGCCAACGUGCUCACGUCGGACAACCACUCGGACUACAUCUGCCACGCCCACUUCCCUGGCACCCGGACCAUCAUCCAGAAGGAGCCCAUUGACCUCCGGGUCAAGGCCACCAACAGCAUGAUCGACAGGAAGCCACGCCUACUCUUCCCCACCAACUCCAGCAGCCACCUGGUGGCCUUGCAGGGGCAGCCGUUGGUCCUGGAGUGCAUCGCUGAGGGCUUCCCCACACCCACCAUCAAGUGGCUGCGCCCAAGUGGCCCCAUGCCGGCCGACCGAGUCACCUACCAGAACCACAACAAGACCCUGCAGCUGCUGAACGUGGUGGAGGAAGACGACGGCGAGUAUCGGUGCCUGGCCGAGAACUCGCUGGGCAGCGACCGGCACACCUACUACGUCACUGUGGAGGCUGCCCCCUACUGGCUACACAAGCCCCAGAGCCAUUUGUAUGGGCCUGGAGAGACUGCCCGCCUGGAUUGCCAAGUGCAAGGGAGGCCCCAGCCCGAGGUCACCUGGAGAAUCAAUGGCAUUCCCGUGGAGGAGCUGGCCAAGGACCAGAAGUACCGCAUCCAGCGUGGAGCAUUGAUCCUGAGCAACAUGCAGCCCAGCGACACGAUGGUGACCCAGUGUGAGGCCCGAAACCGGCACGGGCUGCUGCUGGCCAACGCCUACAUCUAUGUCGUUCAGCUUCCGGCCAAGAUCCUGACCCCAGACAACGAGACAUACAUGGCGGUGGAGGGCAGCACCGCCUAUCUCCUGUGCAAGGCCUUUGGAGCCCCUGUGCCCAGCGUCCAGUGGCUAGACAAGGAAGGGAAGACCGUGCUACAGGAUGAACGCUUCUUCCCCUACACCAACGGGACCCUGGGCAUCCGGGACCUCCAGACCAACGACACUGGCCACUACUUCUGCCAGGCUGCCAACGACCAAAACAAUGUGACCAUUGUGGCUAACCUGCAGGUCAAAGAUGCCACUCAGAUCACACAGGGGCCACAGAGUGCCAUCGAGAAGAAAGGCUCAAAAGUGACAUUCACGUGCCAAGCCUCCUUUGACCCCUCCCUGCAGCACAGCAUCACCUGGCGAGGGGACGGUCGAAACCUGCAGGAGUCUGGGGACGAUGACAAGUACUUCAUAGAGGACGGGCUCCUGGUCAUCCACAGCCUGGACUACAGUGACCAGGGCAACUAUAGCUGCGUGGCUGGCACCGAGCUGGACAUAGUGGAGAGCAGGGCUGAGCUCCUGGUGGUGGGGAGCCCCGGGCCGGUGCCUCAGCUGGAGCUGUCUGACCGCCACCUGCUGAAGCAGAGCCAGGUGCGCCUGUCUUGGAGACCCGCCGAGGACCACAACGCCCCCAUCGAGAAGUAUGACAUUGAAUUUGAGGACAAGGAGAUGGCGCCUGAGAAAUGGUAUAGUCUGGGCAAGGUGCCCGGGAACCAGACCUCCACCACCCUCAAGCUGUCGCCCUAUGUCCACUACACCUUUAGAGUUACUGCCAUCAACAAGUAUGGCUCUGGAGAGCCCAGCCCGGCCUCUGAGACUGUGGUCACGCCUGAGGCAGCCCCAGAGAAGAACCCUGUGGACGUGAAGGGGGAAGGGAAUGAGACCAGCAACAUGGUCAUCACUUGGAAGCCGCUUAGGUGGAUGGACUGGAACGCCCCCCAGGUUCAGUACCGCGUCCAGUGGCGCCCCCAGGGGACGCGGGGUGCCUGGCAGGAGCAGAUUGUGAGCGACCCCUUCCUGGUUGUGUCCAACACGUCCACCUUUGUGCCUUAUGAGAUCAAAGUCCAGGCUGUCAACAGCCAGGGCAAAGGCCCUGAGCCCCAGAUUACCAUUGGCUACUCUGGGGAAGACUACCCCGAGGCAAGCCCCGAGCUGGAAGGCAUCAAGAUCCUUAACUCGAGUGCCGUGCUGGUCAGAUGGUGGCCCGUGGACCCAGCCCAGGUCAAGGGCCACCUUCGGGGAUACAAUGUGACGUACUGGUGGGAGGGCAGUCAGAGGAAGCACAGCAAGAGGCAUGUCCACAAAGGGCACGUGGUGGUGCCCGCCAACACCACCAGCGCCGUCCUGGGAGGCCUGCGGCCCUACAGCUCCUACCAUCUGGAGGUGCAGGCCUUUAACGGCCGAGGACUGGGGCCUGCCAGCGAGAUGACCUUCAGCACCCCAGAAGGAGGGCUGGCCAGGCAAGGACCUGCCACCGUGUCUGUGCUCCGCAGUGCCCGGCCACCCUGA